Culex quinquefasciatus (southern house mosquito) is the source of this 842-nucleotide messenger RNA. RefSeq names its product enhancer of split malpha protein. The transcript has a single exon. NCBI's taxonomy places the organism in Eukaryota, Metazoa, Arthropoda, Insecta, Diptera, Culicidae. The record is from RefSeq and is a predicted model, not a curated record. Gene Ontology annotation, biological process: sensory organ development; Notch signaling pathway. Bases 149 to 646 code for a protein of 165 amino acids.
CAGUUCAACACUCGAUCUGUUCACACAUAAGUGCAUUCACUUAGCCAAGAACGCUCAGUUUUCCUUCAAAACUCAAACGCUCUCGAAGCAAAAAUAACGUUAAAGUGCCUCGUGUAAAGUGCCACAAGCAAAACCAAAAUCAGUGAAGAUGCAUUCCCACGGAUACAACGUUGCCCACAGCAACAACAGCAUCAACGAAAACAAGUACAACAACGAGAAGCUGAUGAAGUCUUCGCCAGUGUACAAGCUCAAGAAGAUCCUGAAGCCGAUCGCCGCUCUGCUCAAGAGCAAGAAGCAGUCCAAGAAGCAGGAGCAGUCCUACUACAUCCCGGAACCGUCCUUCGUCCCGGAUUACGAGUACGACAACAGUGAAAACGAGCGCCUCGAGUCUCAGCUCCUCGCCGAGAUCUCCGAGUGCCACACCAACGCUGCCAUCUACGUCUACGAGGAUCAACAGGUCCAGAUCCUCCCGGUGCAGCCCGAAGAACAGUUUGUUCCGGUUCACUUUGCCCGCACCGAGGCCGGUACCUUCUUCUGGACCACCGUCUCCCGUGAAGCCGACAGCGAUCUCGUCCAGCCGUGCCAGUGCUACUCCGACCACCAGCUCCCCCAGCAGGAGUUCUGCGAUCGUUGGGCUCAGGCUUAAGCCGGCUACACUCGGAUUAACCCACACCCCCGCCACACAACAAAAUCAUGAUCUCUUCCAACAUCGUUAGUGCUUAAGGAAAUCGGAACAAGCUUUAAUAGUUCUCUAAGUUGCCAGCUUUAAUUUUAAUUGUGAUAUUAGAAAUUUAAGGCUAAUGUGAUCCAUCGUCUUCCAUUGUUUAUUUUUUGAAAAUACA